Messenger RNA from Caenorhabditis elegans, 915 nucleotides. The record is from the annotation of a RefSeq genome assembly. Lineage: Eukaryota; Metazoa; Nematoda; Chromadorea; Rhabditida; Rhabditidae.
AUGUCUGAACUCUCCACAUUGCUAAGUUUUUUUCUGUUGAUAUUGAGUGGCUUCGAUAGCAGUAAGUUGACGAAAUUCCGAAAUUAUUGCCCGAAAGAACGAACCGCUUUCCGCAUAUGUGCCUCACAUCACGAAAUCUGCUUGAUGACGCUUAAAUCGGAUUGCCACGAUCAGUUGUUGCAUUGCAUAAGUGCACUAAUUCCCACAAACUUGUCAAGAGGGCAUCGUUUUACCAGACCACCGGAUGGAUGUUCUGUAGAAAACUAUUACAGAAACGUGGUUUAUAAAAAUAAUACAGUGGGAGAAAAAUAUAAUUGGAUUCAUUUUCUACAUCGUGAAUUGGUUAUUACAACAUUUGGCUUUGCUUGUAUUCGGGGCCUUGCAUACAUACAUCCCAUUUUUCAAAAGAAUGGAAAGCAAUUUGUUUCAACUUGAAGAAUAAUUGCAACUGUUUUUUUUACAGAACAAGUGGUUUACUGAUGUUACGAUAUUUUGUGAGCCCUCUAUUGGAAAGUGAAAAGAAUAACCCGAUGGAAGAAAACACAUAUCUAAUAACAACAAUAAUAAUGAAUACUAUCGUGAAGAACAUCAUGAGAUUCCGGAUGACUAUAAUGUUAUUGAAACAGAAGAAACAAUUAAUAAUGACACCUCGGAACCAAAACCAUCAUCUGAAUCGGAAAUUGAUCAGAGAACGGAUUUGGAAGCACAAAAACUUACUGUUCUGAAGAAAAAAGGAAUCAAAAGAAAAACUGAAAUUCUCACUUACAGAAGUUUCAGGAAGAAGCGACCAUAUUACAGAAGAAGACAAAGAAAGAGAACUAUCCGGCUUCCAGAAAGAUUUCGCAUAAUGAUGAAAGCUAUUGCUAAGCUGAUGUGGCGAUUCAUGUGCAAAAAAUUAUUGAAAAUGGACUAGGU